Prunus armeniaca (apricot) is the source of this 945-nucleotide messenger RNA. The record is from the annotation of a GenBank genome assembly. Lineage: Eukaryota; Viridiplantae; Streptophyta; Magnoliopsida; Rosales; Rosaceae.
AUGAAAGAACUGGGACAACUCAAGCACUUUCUUAGGCUAGAGGUCGAUCGCACACAAGAAGGGAUAUUUCUGUGUCAACAGAUAUAUGCAAAAGAUUUGUUGCAAAAGUUUGGGAUGCUUGAAUGUAAGCCAAUCUCAACGCUGAUGGAGCCCAAUGUCAAGAUGUGUGCAUAUGAAGGCAAAGACUUGGAAGAUGCAACGAUGUAUCGACAAUUGGUAGGUAGUCUAAUCCACCUGACACUGACUCGACCUAACAUUUCAUAUGCAAUUGGAGUGAUGAGUCGAUACAUGCAAAAUCCAAAGAAGUCUCAUUUAGAUGCAGUUCGACGAAUACUGAGUUUUCUCGAGGACCAAACAGGAUCAAGGGAAAAUGAAUUAGAGGAAGGGGAAGGUAACGAUGAGGCUGGUGGGUUGGAGGGAGGUGAGGGAACAGAGGAACAAAGGCCCUUACACAUCUAUAGGAUCACAAUCGAUGAUGAAUCCCAUUGUCUAGGAAUGGUGCUGAUUGAAGAGUGCGAAGAUGCACACGAAUUACAUGAGAAAGUUAUGGAUGUUAUAUUUGAAAAUGGGGAUUUGGAAGAAUAUGACACGCCUUCCAUUGAGGAGUACACAGUGCUCUAUCUUCAACUAAAUGGAGACAGUUUCUUGAGGGUCAAACCUGAAAUUCCUUGCGGCGUCCUCCGGCACUUAGUGGAUCAAGAUGGAUUUGAUACUGAGCUAAGUUUGGAGAUCGAAUGGGAUGUAUUCACCCAUUUGGUGCGAGGAGUUGUUGCAUUCUCUGAAGAUCCUUGGUCUGAGUUUGAGUGGUUAGAUGGUGAUGAGAGAUACAUUGAUUGGAAGCUUAAAAAAGAAGAUGGAAUUUUGGUGUCAAUGUGCAGGAUCACCAUAGAUGGGAAAGGCACUCCUUGGGGGAUCUUCUAUUUGACUCAGAAAUCAAACAAGUGA